This is a messenger RNA of Quercus robur (English oak), 2304 nucleotides long. RefSeq names its product subtilisin-like protease 4. The transcript has a single exon. Bases 1 to 2304 code for a protein of 767 amino acids. The record is from RefSeq and is a predicted model, not a curated record. NCBI's taxonomy places the organism in Eukaryota, Viridiplantae, Streptophyta, Magnoliopsida, Fagales, Fagaceae. Gene Ontology annotation, molecular function: serine-type endopeptidase activity. Gene Ontology annotation, biological process: proteolysis.
AUGCAUAAAGGUGUAUUGUCACCCAACAUGGCUAUUACCCUUGCACGUUUCAUCCCUCUCAUUUUCUUGUUUAAAUUCUAUUUUGAGAUUGCUUAUGGAAAUGCAUUUUCAUCUGUCACCAAAAGUACCGAGACGAGAAACUCACAAACUUACAUUAUCCACGUAAAUCAACCAAUGGGUAGAGUUUUUGCUGAAUCAGAAGAUCUGGACAGCUGGUACAAUUCUUUUCUGCCUACUACUACUGCGAGCUCGGAGGAGCAGCAGCCACAAAUGUUAUAUACAUACCACAAUGUGCUCAGUGGUUUUGCAGCAAGACUCACCGAGGAGGAUGUGAGAGCUAUGGAAGAAAAGGAUGGAUUCGUGUCAGCGCAUCCUGAAAGGAUAUUACAUCCACAAACAACACACACACCCCAUUUCUUGGGGUUGCAUCAGAAAUUCGGAUUCUGGAAAGAAUCAAAUUUUGGAAAGGGAGUGAUUAUUGGAGUAUUAGACACUGGAAUUUUUCCUUCCCAUCCUUCGUUUAGUGAUGCAGGAAUGCCACCACCUCCUGCUAAAUGGAAAGUGGGGUGUGAGUUUAAUGUGUCCGUCUGUAACAACAAACUAAUUGGUGCAAGGUCAUUCAACAUUGCAGCUAAGGCCAUGAAGGGAGGGAAAGCUGAGACACCAAUCGAUGAGGAAGGACAUGGUACCCACACCGCAAGCACAGCUCCUGGUAGGUUUGUGAAGAAUGCUGAUGUGCUAGGAAAUGCCAAUGGCACAGCAAUAGGAAUGGCCCCUUAUGCCCACUUGGCAAUUUACAAAGUGUGCUUUGGAGAAGAUUGUCCCGAAAGCGAUAUACUAGCUGCGCUCGAUGCAGCUGUUGAAGAUGGGGUUGACGUGCUCUCACUCUCACUUGGCGAGGUUUCAGUUCCAUUUUUCAAGGACAGCAUUGCAAUAGGCUCAUUUGCAGCAAUCCAAAAGGGAAUAUUUGUAAGCUGUUCGGCUGGGAAUUCUGGCCCUUUCAACUCCACACUAUCUAAUGAUGCCCCAUGGAUUCUCACAGUUGGAGCAAGCACUAUUGAUAGAAGCAUUGUGUCCGCAGCAAAGCUUGGAAAUGGAGAACAAUUUGAUGGCGAAUCCCUCUUCCAAGCUGCUGGAUUUCCCUCAACACAAUUGCCUCUUGUUUAUGCUGGCAUGACCGGUAAACCUGGGUCUGGAUUUUGUACUGUAGGGUCCUUAAAAGAUCUCAAUGUCAAAGGGAAAGUAGUUCUGUGCAAGCGAGGAGGGGGGACUGGAAGAAUUGCUAAGGGGGAGGAAGUUAAAAACAAUGGGGGUAUUGCAAUGAUUCUCAUGAAUCAAGAAAGUGAUGGCUUCAGUACCUCAGCUGAUGCUCAUGUUCUUCCAGCAACACACGUCAGCAAUGCUGCUGGACUAAAGAUCAAAGCCUACAUAGACUCUACAGCAACACCUACAGCAACAAUCUUAUUCAAAGGAACAGUCAUUGGAAACUCAAAAUCUCCCGUUGUUGCUUCUUUCUCUUCAAGAGGCCCCAGCCUAACUAGCCCAGGCAUUCUGAAACCAGACAUCAUUGGACCGGGUGUGAGCAUUCUAGCAGCAUGGCCAUUCCCUCUUGAGAAUAACACAAAAUCAAAGUCCACAUUCAACAUCAUAUCAGGCACAUCAAUGUCAUGCCCUCAUCUUAGUGGCAUUGCAGCUUUGCUCAAGAGUUCUCAUCCUUAUUGGUCACCUGCAGCCAUUAAAUCUGCUAUAAUGACUUCUGCAGAUAUACUAAAUGUUGAAGGCACAUUCAUUGCUGACCAAAUGCUUCAGCGUGCAGAUUUAUUUGCCACAGGUGCAGGCCAUGUCAAUCCCUCAAGAGCAAAUGACCCAGGAUUGGUUUAUGAUAUUGAACCAAAAGAUUAUAUACCAUAUCUGUGUGGUCUGGGCUACAAGGAUUUGGAAGUUGGGUUCAUUGCUCGAAAUCCAAUAAAUUGCUCAGAUAUACCAAGCAUACCUGAAGGAGAUCUAAACUACCCUUCAUUUUCUGUUGCUUUGGGACCAUCUCAGACAUUUACAAGGACCGUGACAAAUGUCGGUGAGGCAAAUUCAAUUUAUGUGGUUACUGUGGAUGCGCCAGCAGGAGUUUAUGUGACUGUCCAACCUAAUAUCCUUCACUUCUCAGAGGUGAACCAGAAAGUGAGAUAUGCAGUGACAUUCAGUCGUAUUGAUUCAGGUACCAAAAUCAGAAAAUAUGGGCAAGGGUUUCUAAAUUGGGUUUCUGUUAAACAUUCUGUUAGAAGCCCAAUCUCUGUCAGGUUCGUGUAA